Molecule: messenger RNA, 1599 nt
Organism: Aegilops tauschii subsp. strangulata
Lineage: Eukaryota; Viridiplantae; Streptophyta; Magnoliopsida; Poales; Poaceae
Product: putative GEM-like protein 8
Source: RefSeq, a predicted model, not a curated record
GAGCAUAGUUCGAUUCCGAACCCGGUUACAUGGUAGUGACCCAAUGGCACAACACAUCUUCUCUUGUUUCAUUUGUAACUAGUUUCUUCACACUGUUCACGUGGGAUUCUAGCAUACAUAUAUCAACAUUCACCAGCAUUUUCCUAGUAGUUGCAUCACAUAUAAAGGCGAUUUUUCUAGUUUGGUCAAGAUCUCUGAACAACGUCCAUCAGAAAGAACAAAAAAACGUGAGGCAAAUGCAAAGUGUAAAGGAGGCAUGUGCCAUGCCAAACCAACCAAUGUUGAUAAAGUCUGUUUACCAGUAACCUGUUCCAAACCAACCAACGUGUUUGCCUUACCUUCUUCUUCACUCCCCAGUUCCCACUAGCUAGCACAUUUCCUUCACUGAAAGGUGAAAGAACAACCGGCAUUCAGGAAGGCGCCACAAACUACUCCAUGGAUCAUGAUCCUGCAUGUUCUCCUAUCAAUAACUUGUAAAGCUAACUGUAAGCAUGCCGUCAACCAACUCAUCAACUUCUCUUAUCAUGGACAAACUGUAUGCAACAGAAAGUGCAUUACCAAAGGAACACACCGGUACCUCCCUCCUCGUUGUUCGCCGGGCUGAACGCCCUUCCUUUACCCAAGAAAAGUGUGCCUUGCUUUUUCAUCAUGAUGAGGCGACGGUGAGUAUGCAGCAUAAAGUGCUGAUUCGGUUCCACCACUUUGUUCCUUGGAACAAAGCAACUUCUAACACAAGCUCCUCCUUAUAAAACCCACGGAUGCCUUGGGGGCAGGAGCCAACUCCUCACAGGGAAACAGAGCCUAACUAGCUAGCUAGCACAAGCAGCUUCAGGAAGCACCAAUGGAGGGUUUCAGCCAGAAGCAUGUCAUCGGAAUUCCCCUGCCUUCCUUUGCAUAUGCUGAUGAGAAGACACAAGGAAAACCAUCCUGUUCUUCUUUGGUUCGCAACAAGGAAAAAAAGAAUUCCAUCGUUUAUCGGAUGAGCAAGCUAAGCCAGAAAACAGAUACUUACAUGCAGGGCUUCAAGGAACACUUAGCACUUGGAUCGAAAAUUUCAGAAACUGUGAAAGGGAAACUGAGCUUGGGUGUGAAGGUCCUCCAAGCUGGUAGCAUGGACAAGGUCUUCAGGCAAUACUUUCGAGUCGAGAAAGAAGAGAAGCUACUGAAGGCUUUCCAGUGUUAUCUCUCAACCACAGCCGGCCCAAUAGCUGGAAUGCUUUUCAUCUCGACUGAGAAGAUUGCCUUCCAUAGUGACAGACCUUUGGAUUUAAAAUCGCCCAAGGGCCGCAUCACAAGGGUGCCCUACAAGGUCGUGAUUCCUGCAAAGAGGAUAAAGAGUGCUGCCGUGAGGGAAAAUUUGUAUAAUCCUGAUGAGAAGUACAUCGAUGUAGUUACUGUUGACGGCUUCGAUUUUUGGUUUAUGGGUUUCAUCAGUCACACAAAAUCACUGAAAUAUCUUCAGCGUGUAAUUUCGGAGAUGAGAUGACACACCCAGUUCUGUAAUCCCAAGCACACUGGGUACCAUGUUGAAAUGGUAUAUGUACAUUGGAAAAAAUAGGAUUGAACAAUCAUAUUGAAAUGAAAAGCAUUUUUACUUUA